Messenger RNA from Penicillium maclennaniae, 1038 nucleotides. RefSeq lists its product as uncharacterized. The transcript is spliced from 3 exons. Bases 1 to 1038 code for a protein of 345 amino acids. Lineage: Eukaryota; Fungi; Ascomycota; Eurotiomycetes; Eurotiales; Aspergillaceae. The record is from RefSeq and is a predicted model, not a curated record.
AUGAAGGCUCUGAUCUACACCGGCUCAGAAAAAUUGGAAGUUAUGUAUCGCUGGAUCGGCCAUCUAGGCGGCAUCGACGCCGUCGUACGCGUACUGCACGCGUCUAUCUGCGGCACGGGCCUUCAUGUCCUCAAAAACGACGUCCCCGAUGCACACCCCGUGCUUCUCCUCGGUCGCGAGGGAGUAGGUGUCGUCUCUUCGAUCGAUUCGGCUGUUCAGAGGUUGCAACUUGGCGAUCGAGAGCUGAUCUCCCGUAUAACAUCGUCCGAUGCGUGCCAGUACUGCCAGCGAGUUAUCUCGGCGCACUGUCGCACGGGAGGCCGGCAGUUGAGAAAGAAUAUCGAUGGAACUCAAGCCGAGUGUGUUCGAGUCCCCCAUGCAGCGCUCUCAUUGCAUCCCUCGCCUGCGUCCAUCGACCCCAAGGCUGCCGUGGCCUUGUCCGAUGCCUUAGCCACCGGACUGGAACACGGUGUUCCCAGCUCAAACGGAUUCCAUGAAGAUUACAUGUGCAGAGCUCGUUGGGGAUUUGCGAUUCUUCUCACUGCGCAACUCUCGAUGCCGUCGUCUAUCGUCAGGGUCGACCUCGGCGAGACACGUCAUGAGAUGGCCCGCAAGUUUAGCGCUCACGCUACUGUCAGCUCAUCCAACCUCGUUACUCAGCAAAGACACAUGGAUAUGACGCAAGGAGAGGGCUUUGAAUCAUUUAUCGAAGCGGUCGGCAUCCCUGCGGCUUUUGCAAUGUGCCAUCAUUUCGUCGCCGUGGGCGGCUGGAUUGCAAACGUAGGCGCACGCGGGACUAGCGUGGGCCUGCAACUAGAAUACUGUGGGAUCGAAAUAUUACCGAAAACCCCGAGUAGGAAUGGUAAGGCUGAUAUGCUAGGUAUCCACAUGUCGCUAGUGAACGUGACAAGCACGCCGCGCCUCCUACGUCUGAUGGAGUCCGGAAUGUUGAAUAUCGGCUCCAUGCGGACCCAUCGUACAUAUUUCCUAAACCUCAACCAUCUCCCGGAGCGAUGCACGAAAGCCUCUACAACGUAG